AUGAGCGAAGGCCUGCCCUCUGUCGCUCCCCUCCCCCCCCCGCCCGAGCGCGCGGCCGACCGUCGGACGUUGAACACCAGUGCCUGCUGGCUCGGCCUGCAGCGCUGUCGCAGGCUCGGGGCGCGGCUCGUGGUGUACAACACCGAGCCAGGCUAUCCCGGGCAGCCCCGAGCCGUUGCCAGGCUGGCCAGCCGCGUCGGCGCGGCGGAGAUCUGGGAGUAUCCAAUCGGCGUCGCGCCCAGGUGGGAAUCAACAGGGGCAGGCGUUUUCAGAAGGCGGCAUGGUUUCUCAGAAACCUUGCCUGCCGUCUGA
This is a messenger RNA of Prorocentrum cordatum, 312 nucleotides long. NCBI's taxonomy places the organism in Eukaryota, Dinophyceae, Prorocentrales, Prorocentraceae. The record is from the annotation of a GenBank genome assembly.